This is a messenger RNA of Stylophora pistillata, 6171 nucleotides long. RefSeq lists its product as uncharacterized. The record is from RefSeq and is a predicted model, not a curated record. NCBI's taxonomy places the organism in Eukaryota, Metazoa, Cnidaria, Anthozoa, Scleractinia, Pocilloporidae.
GUUGUCAAACAAUAAUUGCAAAUGGCAACAUAACGAAUGAUGUGAGCGCUGGAGUUUGUCGGGAAAAUAAUGUCACGUCAAAGAUUCCAUCAUUGAAAUUGGCAAGAUACGAGAGAAAUGAGGAACAUCGUUAGAAUCGCUAUCAUCCUGUUGCUUUCACAAUGUUCUGCGGUCCAUUCUAAGAGGAAAUACGGACGAAAGACAAGUGACAACAACUCGGUGCAAACAGUUAAAUAUCAGGAACAUAGAGAUGUUUCUCUCCUUUAUGGCGCUUCCAAAGAUGCAGAGGAUUCCGGCCAAACAAUUACAGAUGAUCGUGAAGGAAGCACCGACUCUUUCAAUCGAAAUCUCAAGUUAAGGAGGACAGUUAAAAAGCACCAUCUAAAAGGUUCACGUGGGUUUCCUAAACGACGUGUUGAUGAUCUGAGUCACCCCUCUGGGAUGAGGAAGAAUACUGUUGCGACCAAUAAUAAUCAGUUCAAAGAGUUUCAGGAUAAAGAAAAAGUGGCAUUCAACAUAAGAGGAAGUAAGAUGUAUGACAAAAAAAAUUACGCCCCCCGUAAAAGACAUAAAUUUCCUCGCAAGACCAUACGCCACAAAGAGACAUCUACAAAGAAAAGAACUGAAGUCGAAGACGACCUUAGCGAGGAGCGACAAACUAUCAAAAAGACACUCGACUCAUUUGAUGACAUAUCAGGGUCUUACAAUAGAGGUGUCAACAUGGACGGCAUGGAUAUCAAGGAAGUGAGCAUGAUCGACAACAACACUCUGUCAGACUAUUUUCACGCUUUGAAUGGAAACGCAAGUGAAGGAAAUAACAACAACUACAUGCAAGAAUAUGCGUCCUCACCAACACCAGCUUCAACAUGGGAAGAGAGUUCACCCUCAGACACAGAAGAAAGUAGUGGUAAUGACGACUUCUAUGACGCUAUUGAUCGAGGAGACGAGCCUCCUCCGCUGAAAAUGAAAAAGGUUCGUCCCACAAAGUCUAACUUUGACACGUUAAUGCACAAGUCAAGCAAGCAUGUGGGAUCCUCACCGACAAAUCCAGGAACUGGGCCGUCGUCUAAAUUUCGUUUACCCUCUCAAGAGGAUUUCGAAAAUUUUUUUCGUGGAAUGCUUGAUCAUUUUGGCCAUGGACGAAAUCCUGACCAAUCUGUACAACAGAGUGAAAGUAAAGUGAAUCAACACCAAAGAUUGGACAGCCAAAGGAACAUUUCAAAUUUUUUAGAAGCUCUAGGUGAGCAUCGUCCAGGAAACGUAACCAAAGUGGUAUCACUGGGAAGCCCAGAGGAAGUAGAGGUUGAAAGACAAUCCCAACACCCUAAUAUGGUCUUAACGUCUAACACAGGUUCACCUCUGUUUACCAAUGAACAGGUUGGGAGAGAUGGAGAAGGAUUAACGCCCUUCCUUCCACCAGAAAACUUAAUGAAAUGGAGGCAAGGGCCAUUUGGAGGCACAAGAAUCCCUUUGCACGGUCGCGAAAAAGGGCCCGUAAUUAAAGUUGGAAAUCCCUUAACAUUUUUACGCAUACAUCCUCAGGACUCUGAAAAACACGUCGAUCACUUUUUCCCCAAGAAGCAGAAUGGUGCUCUGCCUUCGAAUCCAUCCUAUAAGGGAACUCGGAUUAUGGGAGGGAAAAUAUCAGGUGGUCAAAUUUCAGGCGGACUAAUUAAAGGAGGACAGAUAAAAGCCGGGUCGAUAGAGGGUGGCAUAAUUAAGGGGGGCAAGAUUGUUGGUGGAAGAAUAGCUAAUGGAACUAUGGAGGGUGGCGUUAUUGCUAAAGGGCAAAUGUUAGGAGGGCACUUGGUGAAUGGUAGACUUGAAGGAGGACAGCUGCUUGGUGGUAAUGUAUUUGGAGGAAGGAUAUUGGGUGGAACUGUAGAAGGUGGAGAAAUGAAAGGCGGAGUGGUGGCCGGUGGGCGUUUUCGUGGAGGACGCAUGCAGGGUGGGCUGCUUAGAGGAGGUGAAGUACAAAGUGGAAUUUUGAGAGGUGGAAAAGUCGAAGGUGGUAUCCUUCACGGAGGAAACAUUGAGGGAGGUGAGUUCAAAUUUGGAGAUAUAUCAGGAGGGACCCUGAAGUCUGGGGCGAUGCUUGGUGGACAGCUCAAAAAUGGAAGUAUAGAGGGAGGAACUCUUAAAGGAGGGACAAUAGAAGGAGGUAUAUUGAAAGGCGGAGUCAUGGAAGGCGGACACCUGAAGGGAGGGCUUGUUCUCGCUGGUAAAAUUAAGGGUGGGGUUAUCGAGGGGGGAAUAAUUGAAGGUGGUGAGAUUGGUGAUGGGGUUUUAAUAAGGAAUGGUAAAGUUAACGCCACGAUCAUAAGUACAGGGAGUACCAUUGAUAAGAAUCAGGAGCUUAGUGGUAUAUUUCAACAAGGAGAAAAUCCGCAGCAGUUAGGACUCAAAGUUGACCAACAAAAGUUUCAUCAAUCAAAUGGUAAGACACCACAUGCAUCGAAAGCCAUGUCAGACUCACCGACCAGUCCUCAAGUGUCUGCCUCAACACCUGAGCACAACCUUGGGCUGACGGUAGUCAAUCCAAGUACGGACGUCAAAAUACCUAUACGAGAAGGAACUCUUAAAAUGCUACCACAAGAAAAUGAUCAAUCAGAUGAUAGUGGUCUUGAAAAGUUGUUAUCCGAAGGGAAGUCCGAAGGUGAUAGUAUAGUUACUCCUGAACUUUCGUCACAGCGGUUCUUUGAGGAACAAGAUCAGCCCAGUCGAGCCGUUCAAAAGAAAGGUUCCAAACAACAUCAUGUUGUUUUUGACGGAGUCGGCUUCGAUCUUCCCAAUGAAGAUUUUGUAGAUCUCAUUGAUAAAAUGAAGGAAGGGCCAAAAGUGGUAGAGGACCUAGUCAGUUAUUAUACAAAGCCGAAAAGGAAGGAAAACUUACAUAUGGGGAGAAUAUCAGAAGAGAAAAACGUGCACAUUAAGCCGGAGGAACUCGAAGCUAGACUCAGCAGUCCUACAAAACCGAGAUCCAGUGUUACUCGGUCUGACAAAGACAAACACCAUGACAGUUCGAAUGCAUCAAUUUCCAAAUCAUCAGACGCUAAAGGUGAAAAAAUAAAGGCCGUGAGUUUCAAUACCAAGGAUGCUGAGAAACUGAGGCCAACUUAUCACUGGUCUCUAAACAAGCUCAUGGAAGAUCGAAUACCUGGCAGCCCAGGACCAGCCAUACGAACACACGGAGAGAUGGUAGCUAUAAGGGGAGGGCUGCAUCUGAAUGGUCAUAAUGCAUGGUUGGGAGCUGGCGACUUCUCUGGAGGAUGUAUAAGCGAUCCUGACACCUGCGAUGAUGGGCUCUCAUUUGAGAUGACGUUUCGACUGGACAAGGAUGCCCUGAAAUACAACGACAUGAAUUACAUCGUGGACUCGGGAGCGUCGACAUUUAAUUCCAAAGGCUUUACUCUGUACACAGUACACGGAAAGUUGAGGGCGGACUUAGCUCUUGCUAAUCAAGAAUUUUGUGUGCAAAUUCCUGUGACAGUCCAAAAAUGGCAAGAUGUCUUGAUUACCUGGAAGAAAAGCGAGGGAAUGAAGAUGUAUGUAAACUGUGAACUGAAGGCGCACACAAAGGGAAGCGAACACUGCAUCGGCUGUCACUCACGCGGCUGUCACGUGACGGACACUAACACGCUACUGAUGAUUGGCAGGCCGAAUUAUAGUCCACAUUUUCACUGCACUAAGUUUGACAGUGGUGAUAUAUCAUUCUGGGAGAAGUAUCUGUCGGCGAACGAUGUCGAAACGUUGUGUGGAGCACCCACAGGUGAAAGUGAAAAACCGAGCGCUGCGAAUCGAGAGACCAAUCAACUGACAGUACAAAGAGCGCCUGUAAAUCAAGCCUUCAAUCAAGUUAGAUAUCCAGCCUAUCCAAUGCAAAGUUACCUCACAAAUCAACCAUACUUUAAUCGAUAUCCAGGCCUGUUACCCAAGGGAAGUGAUGUGAGUCAUCAACUGUUUACGCCUUGGAGUUUCUGGAGCGCAUGUUCCAAGAGCUGCGGUGUUGGAUUUCGAGUUCGCAGGCGCUCUUGUAUUAAUCCAACACUCUUUCCCAAUGGCAGAUUGUGUAACGGACUUUCCAUUCAACAUCAAUCAUGUUUUGAUCGAAUCUGCUCAGCUUACACCUCUCAAAUUCUUCCAAGCCAAGGUCUAGCUGCUCAAAGCGUCAAGCUAUUCGCUUUUAAUCCAGCGACACUUUAUGCAGCAUUUCAUAGCCCAAAAGUCUCAAGCUUGCAACGUGGAACCGAGCCUGGUCUCACUCGCGCAUUGACUCAAGAUGGCGGAUACAGUGACUGGUCAGACUGGGGUAACUGUGACAGGACCUGUGGAGGAGGCGCUCAGGUGCGAACCAGAAUUUGCAACAACCCCCUGCCCUCUGGUGACGGAAAGAUGUGUCAUGCGUUAGGACCAGCCAUUCAAGUUCGACGCUGCAACCGCCGUGGCUGUCCAGUGGAUGGAGGAUACAGUCCAUGGAGCGCAUUUGGUCCUUGCUCCAAAACAUGCGGCAGCGGAGGAAUUCAGCGGCGAGUUAGAACUUGUACAAACCCCACCCCAAUGAAUGGUGGAAAGCCUUGCUUUGGACGCCCUCUACAAACACGAACCUGCAACACGAGGAGCUGUCCAGUUGAUGGGGGAUACAGCAUGUGGUCACCCUGGUUGCCAUGCGACGCAGAUUGUGGGGGAGGAAUUCAAGAGAGAACCCGUUUUUGUGAUAAUCCCCAUCCACAGAUUGGCGGUAGGGACUGUUCCAUUUUAGGCUCAAACAAAGAGACGCGACUGUGCAACCUCUUCCCUUGUAAUGUUAAUGGUUUUUAGUAAAAUAAAGUUCAGUGAUGAUUUGAAAAAAGCCAAGUAUACUUAAAAACAUUAACAAGAGCCGGCAGGUCUAUUUGCAUAACGUAUGAGUAUUGUCUGUUACGUAUAUCACUUCACUUCAAGUUCAUCAAUUCCCUGAAGAGUUAGAUUUAACAUGUCUCCACUUGCAUUCAGUAGAUUUAACAUGUCUCCACUUGCACUCAGUAGAUUUAACAUGUCUCCACUUGCACUCAGUAGAUUUAACAUGUCUCCACUUGCAUUCAGUAGAUUUAACACGUCUCCACUUGCAUUCAGUAGUGAGCAAUACAAAGUAACUUAACAAUACCAUAACCAUAAGGUCACGCGUUGAUAUCAAUCAAUUUUUGACAGCACCACUGUAUCAGAAAAAAGGCAUAUUGUAAUAAAAUACGUUUUAAAAGAAAACAAUGAUUAUUGCCUUCAUAUCCCAGUUUGGUGCCAACUGAGUCAUUUCCCCAUAAUUACAAGCGAGUCCGACAAUAGUGCCAUGCUCAUAGAUCUGAGUUUGCUAGCCUGACCCGUGACGGAGAUUUAUUUACUCAAGAUAUAAAUUUCUGAUUUAAAAUCACUGCUUUCAUUGAUGGCAGGCUUGUAGGCUACCAGAAACUCUCAAAGUGGAAAGCAGUGAAAACUCUUUUCAGUUUAUGUGUACACAAUAAUAUACACAGGCCAUUAUGGUGGUUACCUUCAUCAAAAUAAAGACACUGGAUACCAUAAUCAGUACCAUGUCACUUAUAAUAGAUUAAAUAACACCUAAUAAUCACAGCUUGUGUUCCACAAUAUCACAACAACCAACUAGCUUGAAGCCAGAUGUCAUUAUAGAUUGGGGGCGCAAGUGUUUGUUGGAAUGAAGAAUUGAUUUUUGUCAUCUCAUGCCUGCAAGAAUCCCUUUAGAUUAUCCUCUUGGCCCUUGAGAGUGACCAGCAUCUAAUUUCUCCUUACAAUAUCACCUCCAGAUCAGACAUUAAGGUCACAGGAAUAAAGCUCUUAAUUGUUACACACAUUCUCCUUGUCAACGCCCCCAGGAAAUUUAUGGAGAGCAGUAUGGAGAAUAUGCAUACCAAUAUUGGGAUGUAAAGGGUUAAUCAUGGGAAUGAGUAAAUUACAAAACGGUGUUUUCUUUGGGUUAUUUGUUUGUUUUUUUGGUUCUAGUGUAUGGUAUUGUGUUUAAAGUUUUAGCAAAACAAUCUUAAAUGAUAAAAGAAUAGAGCAGUAUCUCUGUGGAACAUGUUAGAUGAAGACCUGAGAAACGUUACAUCUGUAAAGGCCUUUAAGAAAGUCCUGAAACUUGCCAUGAACAAAUGAUGGAGUGACAGUUAGAAUUUAGAAUUUAAC